Messenger RNA from Scomber japonicus (chub mackerel), 2317 nucleotides. RefSeq names its product mitogen-activated protein kinase kinase kinase 2 (gene map3k2). Gene Ontology annotation, biological process: protein phosphorylation. NCBI's taxonomy places the organism in Eukaryota, Metazoa, Chordata, Actinopteri, Scombriformes, Scombridae. Gene Ontology annotation, molecular function: protein binding; protein kinase activity; ATP binding. The coding region runs from base 368 to 2308 and encodes 646 amino acids. The transcript has 17 exons. The record is from RefSeq and is a predicted model, not a curated record.
GCUGCCGUAGUCCAACCGGAGUGUUAAAAGUAGCACAAAAUGAAAGCUCUCGACUGAUUUAACAGUUUAAUACCGCACAGACAAGGACGCUACUCCGCUGGAUAUAUCUUAUUAUUGUCAUUGUCAUCUCCCCCCCCCCCCCAUUUUGUGACUGGAGGAGACACACACACUCGGCCGUCGGGGCCUCGCCGUCGUGGCCCAGCAGGACUCUCGAGUGAAGUUGGGAGCGGACCGCCAAACUUCUGCUUUCCUCCGGGGCUGCUCUCCGCGGGGCCCGGGGCUCCUGUCACCGGCCCUGUGGAUGAGUACGUGAACCAAAAAAACACACACCAAACCCCCCCUUUCCCAGGAGAAAGGAGUCCCUUUGAUGGGAGAGUCCUCUUUCCUGGCCUCCUGGGUCAAUCGCAGUGCCACAAUGAUGAAUGAGCAGGAGGCGCUGAACUCGAUCAUGCAGGACUUGGCCGAACUGCACCGCUCCAGCCGUCCUGCCAUGUUCCUGUCGGACCUCGGAAAGCCCAAAGCCUCCUCGCCCAAGAACCAGAACGAUGUACGAGUCAAGUUCGAGUUCAAAGGGGAAAAGAGGAUCCUGCAGUUCCCUCGACCGGUCAAGCUGGACGACCUGAAGGCGAAAGCUAAAGUGGCUUUCGGUCAGACGAUGGACCUUCACUACACCAACAACGAGUUGGUGAUUCCUCUGACGACUCAGGACGACCUGGACAAAGCCGUAGAGCUGCUGGAUCGCAGCGUUCACAUGAAGAGCCUGAAGAUCCUCCUGGUGCUCCAGAUCUCCUCACAGAACUCUUCCUCCAACAUGGACCUCCUGCCGUCCGAGGAGCUGGACAACACGGGGUUCAGGGUGGCGGACAAGAAGAGCAUGCUGGCUUUAAUAGGCUCCCAGUCGACGGACCGCAGCUCUCCUCCGCCGGGUUACAUCCCCGACGCUCUGCAGCAGGUAGCGAGAAACGGCUCCUUCACCAGCAUCAACAGCGAGGGAGAGUUCAUCCCCGAGAGCAUGGACCAGAUGUUGGACCCGCUGUCUAUGAGCAGUCCGGAGAACUCAGCGUCUGGAAGUUGUCCCUCGUUAGACAGUCCGUUAGACAGUGAUUACCCGAAGUCAAGGAUGCCCCGAGCACAGAGUUACCCAGACAACCACCAGGACUUCCCAGAGUACGACAUCCCAGUGUUUGAGAAGUCGGGUAAAGGAGGGACGUAUCCACGGCGAUACGGCAUUCCCUUCGGCCUUCAGGAUUACAGCGACGGGAGGAAGACUUUCCCUCGGGCUCGGCGGACGCAGGUUCACGGCUUCCGCUCGCCGGUCAGCUUCAGCCCGACCGAGCAGUCGCCCAGCACCAGCAGCGGCAGCAGCGUGUUCACCCCCGACCUGGAGGAAGCUCCGGGUCCCGCCAGGCGGCCGCGGCGAGGCAGCGACAUCGAGCCCAACCCGAACCCCAACGCAGCCCCGACCCUGUCCGUCAUGGAUAUCAGUCCGCCCAGCCGCUCUCCUCGCGCUCCGACCAACUGGCGGCUCGGGAAGCUUCUGGGUCAAGGCGCCUUCGGUCGGGUUUUCCUCUGUUACGACGCAGAUACUGGACGGGAACUGGCCGUAAAACAGGUCCAGUUUGACCCGGAGAGUCCGGAGACCAGCAAGGAGGUGAGCGCCUUGGAGUGUGAAAUCCAGCUCCUGAAGAACUUGUGCCACGAGCGGAUCGUCCAGUACUACGGCUGCCUGCGAGACACGAUGGAGAGAACGCUGUCCAUCUUCAUGGAGUACAUGCCUGGAGGAUCCAUUAAAGAUCAGCUGAAGUCGUACGGAGCGCUGACGGAGAACGUGACGCGCCGCUACACCCGUCAGAUCCUGGAGGGAGUUUCCUACCUGCACAGCAACAUGAUCGUCCACAGAGACAUCAAAGGGGCAAACAUCCUUCGGGACUCGGUGGGAAACGUGAAGCUCGGAGACUUCGGAGCGAGUCGGCGGCUGCAGACCAUCUGUCUGUCAGGAACAGGCAUCAAAUCGGUGACCGGCACCCCCUACUGGAUGAGCCCGGAAGUGAUCAGCGGAGAGGGAUACGGCAGGAAGGCUGACAUCUGGAGUGUCGGCUGCACCGUAGUGGAGAUGCUGACCCAGCGACCCCCGUGGGCAGAGUUCGAGGCCAUGGCCGCCAUCUUUAAGAUCGCCACUCAGCCCACGAACCCCGUGCUGCCCGCUCACGUGUCGGACCACUGCCGAGACUUCCUCAAACGCAUCUUUGUAGAGACCAAGCAGCGGCCGUCUGCCGAUGAGCUACUGAGGCACAUCUUUGUACAUUAACCCCCACCU